AUGUUUCGAAAUACCUUUCAAUCAGGUUUUUUAUCUAUAUUAUACAGUUUAGGCACCGAGCCUUUACAGUUAUGGUCAUGCCAAACACCAGACGCUCAUAUAAGCCUUGUGGCCGAUGAUCUGAUCAGUUCCACUGUUAUUGAGCUUUUAUCACCGAAUCUUUCCAAUACCUAUAUCACCUGCCCAGCUCAGUCUAAUACAACGCUCGGCAUCAAACUUCCUUAUCUCGUCUUUGUCAUUAAAAACUUGCAAAAAUAUUUCUCGUUUGAAGUCGAAGUGGAAGAUGACAAAAAGGAAGUGAGACGAUUCAGAGCUUCAAACUAUCAAAUCACAACGCGAGUAAAACCAUAUAUAACGACGAUGCCCAUGCGACUCGAUCCUGGUUGGAAUCAAAUGGUGCUAAACUUUAGCGAUUUAGUGAAGAAGGCUUAUGGAACAAACUACAGUGAGACGAGACGAGUGACAAUACAUGCCAACUGUAGAAUACGACGGGUGUAUUUUACAGAUAGAUUAUAUCAAGAGGAUGAGUUACCAGCUGAGUUCAAGCUCUUUUUACCGGUGAGAAAUAUACUUUAUAUACAUGAUAGGCUGAAGUUGACCCUUCUUAUUCAAAAGCUAAUCUUAUCAAAUCCCUCUGGAAACUUAUUUACAAUCUAG
Molecule: messenger RNA, 657 nt
Organism: Mycotypha africana
Lineage: Eukaryota; Fungi; Mucoromycota; Mucoromycetes; Mucorales; Mycotyphaceae
Product: transcription factor IIB
Exons: 4
Coding region: 1-657 (218 amino acids)
Biological process (GO): positive regulation of cell motility; cilium assembly; regulation of cilium beat frequency involved in ciliary motility
Cellular component (GO): motile cilium; ciliary basal body
Source: RefSeq, a predicted model, not a curated record